GCAAUCCGGGGACUCGUUCCAGCCGAUGACCGUCUCGAACGAAGGUUUGAAGCCACUCCACCACCUACUGGACAGCACUGUGGUCAGUCUGAUCUCCGAGCCUGCGGCAUCUGAGCAUCGGUCGCCAUCUCGGCUUCCUAGCCUCGUUAAGCUCUUCGCCCGAAAUGUCAUCCACCUCCGGAAAGAAUUCCUCUCGGAGCUUUUUGUAUUUCACAAGCGCUGCUUCUCUCCUAUGUGCAUCUACUGUAUUGCUUCUGCAUCUGCCAGCGCCACCUGCUCCUUAGCGGUCAUGCUUGGUGACUUGGAAGUGGAGAAGGGUGGUGGGCACAUUUCAGAGUUCGAACUCGACUCAUGUGCUCUAAUCUUUGCAGUAAGUUCUUGAAUUGGAUUACUCGGUGCCUGCUGCCUGACCUGCCCAUGUGUUCCGUCCAAGCCCUGUGCAGAUGCUUC
This is a messenger RNA of Marchantia polymorpha subsp. ruderalis, 450 nucleotides long. NCBI's taxonomy places the organism in Eukaryota, Viridiplantae, Streptophyta, Marchantiopsida, Marchantiales, Marchantiaceae. The record is from the annotation of a GenBank genome assembly.